GGUGUCCUUUGCAAACGUUGUUAACUGGCUACUACAGUAGAGUGUGCAGGAAGAAAGAAAAAACUGAAUGGAAUUGCACAGCCUGACCUCUCCUAUUAUUCCUCGUUCCCAUGAGAAUUACAACUGUUCCUACUGGAGCCUCAAGCAGAAUCACAGGGCUUUUCAUUUCAGGACUUAAUUAUGCACAAUCGUUCGUAAGGUGUUAACAGUACUGAGUUUAGCAGCCAGCAUGUCCUGUGGCAGCGAGACCAUCCAGACACCAGAUUGCAAUGAAAACCUUCAUGGAUCAACAGAAAAGAUAGGAAACAGUCUGUUGCUGGCCAUCGAGGGCUUCAUGAUAAAUCCUGAUGCACAGCAGCCGACAGACUGCGAGCGGGAGAGGGACAAACUGGAGAUGGAGGACGAGUCAUGCAAGGAGAAGAAGAGAGCUGAAGAGGUCCUCGCCACUGUGUCUCUGGCCCCCGCAGAAGCACUGUGGACCACAGAGGCAGGAGGAGCUGUGAAGCUCAGAAUAGAUGACUCCUGCCCACAGAGGCCCAUCACGGUCCACCAGAUGUUCAUGUCUUCGGUACAGAAGUAUGGGAGCCUUUAUGCUCUGGCCACAAAGACGAAGGAUAAAUGGGAAAAGAUUACCUUCUCGGAGUACUACAAGCUCUGUCGGGCAGCAGCAAGGAGCUUCUUAAAGGAUACCUCUGUUCUGGAUGUUGAUGAUGUUGCCAUUCCCUUCAAGUGUCCCCAGCUCUCUGUAGUGUAUACAGCUUUGCAGUGUUGGGUUGUGUCACUGUCCUUUCAGAUCUGGGGCCGCCUGCCUCAUCUGAAAGCUGUUGUACAGUAUGUUGGGCCACUACAGAGGAAACUGCCCAACCUGUAUUUGUGGGAUGAAUUUAUGGAACUGGGAUCAGAAAUCUCUGAGGAGCACCUGGAUGACAUAAUCAGCAACCAGAGACCGAACCAGUGUUGUGUUCUGAUUUACACAUCUGGAACCACAGGCAAGCCCAAAGGAGUAAUGCUCAGUCACGACAAUAUAACAUGGACGGCGCAGCAUGCCAGCAGAGUGGGGGACAUGCAGCCUGCUGAAAAGAAGCAGGAAAUCCUUGUGAGCUACCUCCCUCUGAGCCACAUCGCCGCUCAGAUAUACGACCUUUGGACAGGGAUCCAGGCGGGAGAGCUUGUUUACUUUGCCCAGCCAGACGCUUUAAAGGGAAGUUUAAUCAGCACAUUGAAAGAGGCUUGCCCUACAUCUCACAUGGGCGUCCCGCGAGUGUGGGAGAAGUUGAUGGAAAAGAUCAAAGAGGGGGUCGCUCAGUCCGGGUUUCUGAAAAAGAAAAUGUUAACGUGGGCGAUGUCUGUGACGCUGGAGGCCAACCUGAACUGGGCCAAUAAGAAUGAAGCCAAACCAUUUCUGUUCACUCUCGCAGACAGCUUGAUAUUAGAAAAGGUUCGCGCAGAACUUGGGUUCUCACACUGUCUGAAGUUCUUUUCUGGGGCAGCUCCCAUCACAGGUGAAACCCUGGAAUUCUUCCUGGGGCUAAACAUUUUCCUGUAUGAGGCCUACGGGAUGAGUGAAACCACAGGCCCUCACUUCAUGUCUGGCCCCAGGGUGUACAGGCUGCAGAGCUGUGGGAAGGUGGUCCCAGGCUGCAAAUUCAAGCUGAGAAACAAGGAAGAAGAGGGGAACGGGGAAGUCUGCUUUUGGGGACGAAACGUUUUUAUGGGCUACCUGCACAUGGAGGACAAAACAAAGGAGGCCCUGGAUGAGGACGGCUGGUUGUGUUCAGGGGAUAUAGGAAAGGUAGACAAAGACGGAUUCCUUUACAUCACAGGAAGAAUAAAAGAGUUAUUAAUCACUGCUGGUGGAGAAAAUAUCCCUCCGGUUCCAAUAGAAGACGCUGUGAAAAAAGAACUUCCCAUCAUCAGCAAUGCCAUGCUGAUUGGGGACAAAAGGAAGUUCCUGUCGAUGCUUCUGACUUUAAAGUGUGUCUGUAAUCCUGAGACAACAGAACCUACAGAUGAAUUAAGCCUGGAGGCUGUUGAGUUUUGCCAGCAGGUUGGCAGCCAAGCAACUAAGGUGUCUGAUAUUAUCGGAGGGAGAGAUAAGGCAGUGUACCAAGCCAUUCAAGAAGGAAUAGAAAGGGUCAACAAGAGGGCUACAUCCAAUGCCCAGCGCAUUCAGAAAUGGACAAUCCUCGAAAAGGACUUCUCUAUUCCUGGAGGAGAAUUGGGUCCUACUAUGAAGCUUCGCAGACCAUGCGUUCUGGAGAUGUACAGAAAUGAAAUUGGCAUCUUAUACAAAGAAUGAUUAUACAAAACACAACAGCACUGUUUAUAGGGCUGUUAGACACAACUAAAUUGGUUACAAAAUAUUUGUUCUGUAACAUAUACAGUAGUUAUAAAAUAUUAAUGUUUUGGUCAUAAUCUAUUAUAAUCUGCUUCCUCAGCAUAUUCUUGCUUACUUUACAUUUCAAACUUGUUUCCUAUUAUUUCAUUUCACAUUUCAAACUUAAAUGUCAGCAUAUUAAGAUCAAUAGAUUUCUGUUUCUAGUAAUUCUCGAGAUCCUUUAACUGUUGUUUAUUUCAAGAUGAACUGGCAUUGUGUGGCUAAGUUUAAUUAAAUCAAUAUGUUUUUGCAAGGUC
This is a messenger RNA of Lepisosteus oculatus (spotted gar), 2634 nucleotides long. Lineage: Eukaryota; Metazoa; Chordata; Actinopteri; Semionotiformes; Lepisosteidae. The record is from RefSeq and is a predicted model, not a curated record.